AAGUGUAACGUUGUGUAUGAAUUGGACAUCCAUUUGAUUUGUUAUUGUUUUGUCUCACAAAUCUUGCGGUACUUGAAAUAUAGGCCAUCCUUUUUGGCCAUAAUUUACCGAAAAAUACAUAUUUUUAAUCAGUUGAAGACAACACUUUGAGGAUAUGUUACCGACCAAAGUGUUAAUUAAUUUGUCACAACAUUACCGAAGUGGCCUCAAGUCGGCUCUCGUCGGCACGACAUGUGUUUUGCGACAAUAUUGGCCACAAUGGCUGCAACAGAACCGCGGUAUGGCGGCCGCACCAACAGCUACUGGCGCGCAACCAAUUGGUAAACGACGGUUUCGAUUACCGGUCGAAAAAGACGCGGACAAACUGGUGACACAUUGUUGUGGCGCUAAUUAUUUUAAAGACGGCGAAGAGAUCAAACUGAAGGCUGACGAAGAAUAUCCCGAUUGGAUUUGGCAGUUAAGACUUAAUUAUCCGCCAAACAUACAUGAAUUGGARCCAAAUACCAAAGAAUAUUGGGAACGACUGGCGAUUGUUGGCCAACAACGCGAAUGGAGACAACGUCGGGUAUCGAGACAGAGGUUUAAGAUAGUGUCCGAACGACUGAUUCAAUCGGAAAAAUUGAGAUAUCGAAGACGUUUCAGAGCACUGACCUGGAAGUACUUCGAUGCCGGCUAUGAUGUCAUCGAACACUCAGAACGGGAGGACCACUGGAAUAUGGAGCUCAAGGAUAGGUUCAGAGAACCCGAUGAAAAGGAAACAUUUUAUCCGGGAAUCGAUUCCGUGACCAUUCCUCACGAAGUAUCAGCCAAUCGGUUAGCAGUAAGAGAUCCCAAUACAUAUCAAAAGGCCGGACAUUUUGGUCAUUAAUUUUAGUUUUUACCGGUAAUGUUGUUUCAAUUAUAUUAAAAUAUAAGAAGUUAUUAUCAAUCAAAUAUUAUAAAUAAAUAUUUAAUAAUUUAUAUAUCAAUA
Oppia nitens is the source of this 970-nucleotide messenger RNA. RefSeq lists its product as uncharacterized. The coding region runs from base 155 to 868 and encodes 237 amino acids. Gene Ontology annotation, molecular function: structural constituent of ribosome. The transcript has a single exon. The record is from RefSeq and is a predicted model, not a curated record. Gene Ontology annotation, cellular component: mitochondrial large ribosomal subunit. Lineage: Eukaryota; Metazoa; Arthropoda; Arachnida; Sarcoptiformes; Oppiidae.